AUGUUUUGGACUUCUGCCGUUCUGACUGCAACCCUAUCCUAUGCUUAUGCCUCUGAAUUUAUCCACCACGGGGACACCGCCUUUUUCGGCGCCACACCCCGAGCAGACGGCAAAUCCAUUGUCGAAAAGCUGUACGGGAGCUGCUCGCUGCAUGACGUGAAUGGCCCCGUCAUUCAAACCAAGGAGCCUUGUGUGACUAGCCUGUUCCGUCAUUUGAUCGUUCAAUUGGGUGCCAGCCCUUCGGGUUACAGUGUGGCAGCUGGGCGCGCUGGGUUUGGAAAUGUUACGGUUUCGUCUGGCAGAAACUGGAGUGAUGGUCAUCCACUUCAACUUCCCACAAGUUUUCAGUACUACGAGUUCGAUGGUAAUGAGGUGGGCGGCUUGAAGAUACAGGCUCACGAAAAGAAUGGCACGGUAACGUCCGCCUUCGUCAAGGACUUGGAAGAUUUUGCGGCCGCAUUCACAGAUCAAAGCUUUAACGGUAGCGACUCGUGGAGUUACCGUGUGUGCGAUAAUACAGGCCACCUUCUAUUCUAUGGCCGAAUCGUCGCAGAGGAGUUCGACUUCGCUGAAGACAUUGAGGAUGUCCAGCUGCCCAGCUGUUUGGACAUGGUGAAGACAAACCACAGCACUAUCGCAGAUGCUUCGUCAGUCGCCACUUUUACGUCUAGCCCUCCGACAACAACGCUACCUCCUUACGAGAACAUCGAUAGUGACUAUAUACGCAGCAUUACAGGGAGUUCGUCGCGUCCCGAGGCUGAGACGUAUUCGCUAGCAAAUGAGCCGUGA
Molecule: messenger RNA, 789 nt
Organism: Zasmidium cellare ATCC 36951
Lineage: Eukaryota; Fungi; Ascomycota; Dothideomycetes; Mycosphaerellales; Mycosphaerellaceae
Exons: 1
Coding region: 1-789 (262 amino acids)
Source: RefSeq, a predicted model, not a curated record